Molecule: messenger RNA, 987 nt
Organism: Amphimedon queenslandica
Lineage: Eukaryota; Metazoa; Porifera; Demospongiae; Haplosclerida; Niphatidae
Exons: 5
Biological process (GO): signal transduction
Molecular function (GO): protein binding
Source: RefSeq, a predicted model, not a curated record
AUAGAGGAAAUGAGAAUAAUAUUAUUAAUAAUAGUGCAAUGAAUGUUAUUACAAUGAGAGAAAGACACUACAAGUAUAUACCUCCCCUUCCGAAUCACAGGCAAAGCCAAUGAGACUUUGUUUAUGUAACAAAAGUGAUUCAAUUUGCACCUGUUGUCCAAACCAUAAAAAUACAAAACAAAACAGCCCAAAGAAAACAAUGUGCUUCCUUUUUAACAUUAUUACUUUGUAAACACAGUCUACCAAACAGCAAAAUGGCAUCAAGCAAGCCAGCAAGAAUUUUCUAUCUUUAUUUCUUUAGUAUGUGUUUACUUUAUCAUUAGAUAUUAGCAAAUUAAAUGAGACUGUACAGAUAUUGAAGCAAUACAGGUUUACUUGUCACCCAUUAUUACCUUAUUAGCAAAAUGGCAUCAAGCAAGCCAGCAAGAAUGUUCCCUGUUCUUCUAGAUAUUACCAAAUUAAAUGAGAUUGUGCAGAUAUUGAAGCAAUACAGGUUUCCUGAGGCAAAAUGGUUUGAGUUUGGAUUGAAUCUUGGUCUCCUUUAUGAUACACUGGAAGCUAUUGAUGCUAAUCAUAGAGGAAAUGCUUCACGUUGUCUCAUGGAGUGUUUAUCCAAGUGGCUGAGUAAAGCUGAUGAAAAUGUGUAUCCUCCUACUUGGCAGACAUUGGCUAGUGCUCUUAGAAAGAUAAAAGAAAAUGCAGUUGCUGAGAAAAUAAUGGUUAGCCAGCUACUACAGCAUUACAGUAGUAGAAUAUCUGGAGCAACACUCUCUGAAGAAUCAGUUCAUCUGUUACAUACAGAAGGACUGAUAUCUGAAGAGACAUUGAGGGAAGUGAAGAAUUGUGGAUACACACUAACAGAUGAUGCAAUGAGAGAAAUAUACACAGCAGUAGCUUAUGAUCAUAACAAAUUGAAAUCAUUUGCUAGUAUAUUAUUAAGAUCAUCAGGCACUGUUAAUAUAGCCAUUGACUUAAUGAGAGACUGUG